AUCAGUAGCUUCUGAAAUCCACCACCAUGAACACCAAGGUCUUCAUCCUCCUCGGUCUGGCAGCCAUUGCCGCUGCAGACAGUUUCGAGUCCUACGAAUACAGACCACCACAUAGACGCUCCUCCGAGGAAUCCUACGAAUCCGGAGAAGCCAAGUACGACUUCCAAUGGGCUGUCGAUCACGAUGACUCCGGCAACAACUACGGACACCAGGAGGCCCGUGACGGCGACCACACUCAGGGAUCCUACUACGUGCACCUUCCCGACGGCCGCCUCCAGACCGUCAAGUACUUCGUGGACGGCGACUCCGGCUACGUGGCUGAGGUCAACUACGAUGGCGAAGCUCGAUUCCCCGACUCCUACGAGUCUGCUUCCUUCGAGUCCCGCGAAUAUAGACCACGAUAUUUCUAUGACUCCAAUGAGUCUAAGUAAUCAUAUUACUUAGCUGAUCCUCAUGACAUAAAGACUUUUAUAAGACCUUUUAUUUAUAUAUUUAUAAAUGAAUCUAUUAAAUCUGCAUU
Messenger RNA from Penaeus indicus, 520 nucleotides. RefSeq names its product pro-resilin-like. Gene Ontology annotation, cellular component: extracellular matrix. Lineage: Eukaryota; Metazoa; Arthropoda; Malacostraca; Decapoda; Penaeidae. The record is from RefSeq and is a predicted model, not a curated record. The coding region runs from base 27 to 431 and encodes 134 amino acids. The transcript has 3 exons.